AUGACGCUUUGUUUGAAUAGUAGUCACCGAAGCCAUGGCGUCGAGCCCUCUCUAGCUUGCUCAGUCUUUCAUUCUGCAUCACCAGCCACUUAUCCUUACUCUCCGACACCAGUACAAGCUAACCUGUUUCCUGCAGCAUCUUUAUAUCGUUCUGGAGGAGACAGAUGUAUUCAGAGUGGAAGCAAUUGCAGCACACUACAUCCAUCGGAGUCAUCUAUCUCACGCCCUGAGUUAUUCUUGCUGACGCAGAACUCAGCAGACUAUGAGGCUAAUUUUGAACUAUGCGCGGUACCUACAUCGGCUACUAUAGGUGGAACUUCAGGUUCUCUAGAAACUAAAAUCAAUUCUAAUAGACUUCAUGGUGAUCACAACGUACAGACUCCAGUUGGGAUUGGAGAGAUUAAUAGAGUAUGUCUGGAAAAGUUGCCACAUAUUGGAAUUAAAGUGGAAUGUGGCGAAAGUGAUGCUAGUUGCGAUGAAAAAGAUGGGUAUGCACUUUCUCAUAAGGAUUCACAAUAUCGAGAGCAACAGAAGUCUUCAAUGCACUUUUCUCCUUCAACUGCAAAUGACUUCUAUGAGAGGAAACUAGGCGGCGCCAAGCUGGUGAAUCUGAUUCCAAUGGGCGAGGUGAGUAAAUAUGUAUUUACAUGUUUAGUAAAUCAGAACAAUAUUCACCAUUGA
Messenger RNA from Protopolystoma xenopodis, 681 nucleotides. The record is from the annotation of a GenBank genome assembly. Lineage: Eukaryota; Metazoa; Platyhelminthes; Monogenea; Polystomatidea; Polystomatidae.